Astyanax mexicanus (Mexican tetra) is the source of this 1329-nucleotide messenger RNA. RefSeq names its product outer dense fiber of sperm tails 3-like 2a (gene odf3l2a). NCBI's taxonomy places the organism in Eukaryota, Metazoa, Chordata, Actinopteri, Characiformes, Acestrorhamphidae. The transcript has 3 exons. The record is from RefSeq and is a predicted model, not a curated record. Gene Ontology annotation, cellular component: cytoskeleton. The coding region runs from base 564 to 1328 and encodes 254 amino acids.
GUGAAUGGGUUCAUUAAGUACACACCAUGCAAACCUUUGGGCCUUUGGUUUGGACCAUUAAGAAAAAAAGGAGAUCGCUGGUUUGAAUCCUGAUCAUGCAGCUUGCCAUCAGCAAAGGGUGAUGUGGAUCAGCACAAGGCUGCAUCUGUGAGCUGAUGUAUCAGAACCGAGUCGCUGCACUGUGAUGGAUGCUAAUGCUGCAUCGGCAGCAGUUCAAAGAACUAAGAAAGUUCACAUGGGAUGGAGGAGGUGUAUGUGCUUGUUUUUAAUCUACAGCUUGUAUCACAUUAAAAUCUCUGUCUCUUUACUCUCAUCUCUUUACGAUGAUUCUGAGCAUGAUGCUUUGGGGAAAUGCUUUGGAACAAGCACUUCUUUAGUUGGGAUGGGUGUGUUGGAGCACUAAAGCAGGGAAAGCAGUAAAAAUGCUCCUCCAGGACCAGGACUGGGACUGGGAACCACUGUAGAAACUCAUGUGACCUCAGCAGGCCCAGUAUGUAGGUGGGUUACCAGGACACCAUGAAAACAUGUAUCCAUAGCACUCAAUCUCAUCGCGGUGAUUCACGAUGACCCCUAACGCUUUGUGUAAUCAGCUGUGCUGGUAUUCUGUGUCCGCAGGGCCGGGCCCCGGGCGCUACGCUCUCCCCCCCACCAUCGGUUACGUAAACCAUGACUACACCAAGCCCAGCAGCCCGGCGUACUCCUUCCACAGCCGCCUGAGCAGCAACAUGGUGUCGGUGGACUCCAGUCCGGGCCCUCAGUACCACGUGGAGGCCAAAAUAACGCGCUUUGGAAGAGACGGCACUCCAUCCUACUCAAUGCUGGGUAGAAAAAAGCUUUCUGCCGGCACAUUCCAAACACCUGGUCCAGGAGCGUACAGUCCAGAGAAGGCUCCUCCUCUGAACGGCCAUCGCCAGCCACCCUCCUACACCAUGGCUUACCGCACCCGCUACCGCAGCGUAGACGCCAUCCCCGCGCCAAACAGCUACACCCUCCCCAACCUGCUGGGCUCGCAGAUACCCAACAAGUCCUCCAGCGCCAGCUUCUCCAUGUCUUCCCGCAGAAAGUCCGGAGGUCCAUCCGAGGACCUGGCCAUGACUCCCGGCCCCGGACACUACAACAGCACGGAGCCCAGCAUCUACCUCAACAGACAGCCCUCCUUCUCCAUCCAGAGCCGCCACAGCAUCCCCAGCGACGCCACCCGCAAACCCGGCCCAGGAACGCACAGCCCGGAGAGAGUCAUAGCCCACCUGCCUCGCCCACCCUCCUUCUCUCUGGGCGUGAGACAUUCUGAGUUCGUCACGCCUCUCGUUAUCGAUGCAACUGACUGAA